AUGUUGUUUUUAUGUAUCGCCGAUAAGGAAAAUACGAGCGCCAACAAAAGUAUUGACAUUGCAAGAAUUUCAAGCUCUUGUUUGUCGGAAAAAUUCACACUUCUUGGUUUUCCAAAUGACAUUUUAAAACCUGGCAACGAAGAUUUCAAUAUAGAUAAUUUGGAGGAGUACAUUUCCCUUGUAGUUGUUGCUACUAUCAAGACAGGUUUCAUAAGGCAACUGGAAGCAUCUAAAGCCGGUUUUAAUCAGGUCUUUGACGUUUCGACUUUGCAAAUGUUCACCUCAAAUGAAUUAUAUCAUUUACUAUGUGGUCAACGAGAGUUAUGGGAGGCAAGGUUUAAAGACAUUAUUGAGCUUAGGUUGAGAAGCUGUGAGAUCGAUUUGUACCUGUUGACGAGUCAGGUCAACAUGACAGAUAUAGGGGGAGAAAGAGAAGCUCCGGUGAGAGUGAAGGAGGUUGGGACAACCUCAGUUUUGUGUCCGAUGCUCACAUCCACUAACUACACCGUGUGGGCAAUGCGUAUGAAGGUUGUCUUACGCAUCCACAAAGCCUGGACUGUGAUUGAUCCAGGAACCGAUGUCAAUGAAGAAAAGGACUGCCUUGCCAUGGGUUUGCUAUAUCAAGCCCUACCAGAAAACCUCAUAAUGCAAAUUGGAGAUCAGGAUUCAGCCAAGAAAUUGUGGGAUGCGAUUAGAGCACGUAAUGUGGGCGCAGAUAGAGUUUAA
Lactuca saligna is the source of this 726-nucleotide messenger RNA. The record is from the annotation of a GenBank genome assembly. Lineage: Eukaryota; Viridiplantae; Streptophyta; Magnoliopsida; Asterales; Asteraceae.